AUGGCGAAUAGCAAGUAUGAGUAUGUCAAGUCAUUCGAAGUUGAAGAUGAAAUAAUGUUUCCGAACCUUAUUGUUGUUCGGGUUGAUGGCCGUGAAUUUAGCAGAUUCUCGCAUGUUCAUGGAUUUGAUAAACCAAAUGAUGAGAGAGCUUUAGGAUUGAUGAAUGCGUGUGCAAAUGCUGUUUUGGAGGAGUUUGCAGAUGUAGUCUUUGCAUAUGGAUUUAGUGAUGAGUACAGUUUUGUGUUCAAGAAAGGAACAAAGUUCUACCAGAGGCGAGCUAGCAAAAUCAAUUCUCUUGUUGUAUCGUUUUUCACUGCUGUUUACGUCUCUAAAUGGAAGGAAUUUUUCCCCCAAAAGGAGUUAAGGUUCCUACCAUCGUUUAGAUCGCGAGUUAUGAGCUGCGCGACGCUGGAAGUUCUUCAAACAUAUAUUUCAUGGAGACAACAGUUUUGUCAUUUGGAAAAUCUUUAUAAUACUUGUUUCUGGAUGCUUAUUGGAAGUGGGAAGUCGGAAAAAGAGGUAAAGGAAAUGUUGGAGGGUACUCAAAAGCAAGAAAAAAAUGAGAUACUUUUUCAACAUUUUGGAGUAAACUAUAAGAACCUUCCGGCUAUGUUUCGUCAAGGUUCGUGUGCUUUAAAGACGGAGGUUGAAGAUAUUGUGAAGUAUGACAAAAAUGGUGAUCCUGUAAAAAGAUUGAGGAGGAAAGUUAUAGUUACUCAUUCGGAAAACAUAGCAGCCAGGAGCUUCUGGAAUGGCCAUUCGUGUCUUGUGAAAGAGUUGGGAAGUUUUGAUAAGGACAUCAAUAAGAUCAUGCCCGAGUAUGUGAAGUCUUUUCAGUUUGAGAACAGUUUAUUGCCAUCUACUUGGAUUGUUGUUCGUAUUGAUGGUUGCCACUUUCACAGGUUUUCUGAUGUUCAUGAAUUUGAGAAGCCAAACGAUGAACUAGCCCUAAAUCUCAUGAAUUCAGCUGCUGUUGCCGUGGUGGAGGAGUUCAACGAUAUCAUCUUCUCGUAUGGGGUGAGCGAUGAAUACAGCUUUGUGCUAAAGAAGGAUUCUUGGUUAUAUGAAAGGCAUGCUAGCCAAUUAGUAUCUGCAAUAGUUUCUCUGUUCACUUCCAUGUAUGUGUUGAAAUGGAAAGAUUACUUUCCGCACAAAGAGUUGAAGUACCAACCAUAUUUUGAUGCACGAGCUGUUUGCUAUCCAUCGUCCGACAUACUUCAAGAUUAUUUGGCAUGGAGACAGGUUGAUUGUCAUAUCAAUAAUCAAUACAACACUAGUUUCUGGAUGCUUGUCAAGUCUGGUAAGAGCAAAAGUGAAGCUCAGAAGUGUUUGAAAGGUACUUUUGCUAAGGAGAAGAAUGAGCUACUUGCGAGUCAGUUUUCCAUUGAUUACAACACAAUGCCAGUAAUGUUCCGCUUAGGAUCCUCUGUUUUUUGGGACAAGGAGGAAAAGAUGGUCGACGAGGCUGAAGUUGCUGGGAAAUUCCGCAAGAAAAUUGUUGUUGAACACUGCAAUAUCAUUGAGAAAAGCUUCUGGAAAGAACACUACCAUAUACUUGAGUGA
Molecule: messenger RNA, 1563 nt
Organism: Oldenlandia corymbosa var. corymbosa
Lineage: Eukaryota; Viridiplantae; Streptophyta; Magnoliopsida; Gentianales; Rubiaceae
Source: the annotation of a GenBank genome assembly